AUGCCCGAAAUGAGUCUUAUUAAACAGCCGCCGAGGCUUGCCAAAUACCCUUUUCUAUCUCUUGGAGCUACUGGAUUAGUAUAUAAAAUUGACGAGGAGAUCGUUCUGAAGAUACCCCGAGAAACUAGGAGUGAUACAUUCUUACGGGAGAUUAAGAUAUUUGACCUCUUCAAGAAAUUUAGUCUAUGCCCUAUGGUUGUCUAG
Molecule: messenger RNA, 204 nt
Organism: Trichophyton rubrum CBS 118892
Lineage: Eukaryota; Fungi; Ascomycota; Eurotiomycetes; Onygenales; Arthrodermataceae
Exons: 1
Coding region: 1-204 (67 amino acids)
Source: RefSeq, a predicted model, not a curated record